Molecule: messenger RNA, 1099 nt
Organism: Chelonia mydas (Green sea turtle)
Lineage: Eukaryota; Metazoa; Chordata; Testudines; Cheloniidae
Product: myelin P2 protein
Exons: 4
Coding region: 510-908 (132 amino acids)
Biological process (GO): fatty acid transport
Cellular component (GO): nucleus; cytosol
Molecular function (GO): fatty acid binding
Source: RefSeq, a predicted model, not a curated record
AUAUAAUCCACUGGUUUUUAGAUUCCACUUACUCUAUGGGGGCUUAAAUAGUUGACCCCAUCCCUUUCAGAUAGAUGCAACUCUUGUUUUGGAAGGCUAAUUUUUUUUCAAAUUAUCCCCGGUAGUGUAGGUGAAAGCCACGAUCAUUAUCCUGCAAAUAUGUACUUAACUUUAGAAACACUGAAGCCAAAGGGAAUACUUAAUACUGCAUAAGUAUUUGCAGAACCAGGGCCUGAGUUUGUGGAUUCUUUCUGCCCUUGUGGUUUUUACCGUAAGCACCUUGAGUUUAACUUUGUUACAAGAAAAAAUACAAAUGAAAUAUUGGUAAUUAGAGGGCCUGACAUAAUUUUCUCCCAUUGGUCAUCACCCUAGUAUCACAUGUUCAGAAAAUCUUUAAAAAUAAGCUGUUGGGGAGGGGUGUAUUAUGAUGUAUUGCUUGUUGGUUUCCUGCUGAAAGUUUGGGGUUUUUCCCCCCACCUAAGGAUCAUUGUCUAGUAAAUCCAUACAGAAUGUGUGAUCAGUUCUUAGGAACCUGGAAACUUGUCUCCAGUGAAAAAUCUGAAGAUUAUAUGAAAGAAUUAGGAGUGGGCUUUGCCAUGAGGAAACUGGGCAGCCUGGCAAAGCCUACUGUGAUCAUCAGUGCUGAUGACGAUAUGCUAACAAUCAAAACAGAGAGCCCUGUUAAAAAUACAGAGAUCUCCUUCAAGCUGGGCCAAGAGUUUGAGGAAACCACAACAGAUAACAGGAAAACUAAAAGUGUUGUAACCUUGGACAAUGGUUCAAUGAUUCAUGUGCAGAAAUGGGAUGACAAAGAGAUCACAAUAAAGAGAGAGGUGGUGGAUGGGAAUAUGGUCGUGGAAUGUACCAUGAAGUAUGCCAUCUGCACUAGAGUCUAUGAGAAAGCAUGAGGAAACUAUCGGCAGUUAUCUGCAACCUGCUGCUGGGAACUGCCUCAGUUCCCCAGGAUAAAGGCUACUGUCUUUUUCCUUCUGUUUGUUUGUAAAAGUUUUGAAUAGUCAUGUGCCUGCAAUGUACCAUACUUCAGCUUAGUUGCUACUUGUUUGAACUGUGGCUAGUGAAUAAAAUAGUUCCAGGCUAA